AGCGAAAAGAACGACUUGGGCCUAGACCAGCCGCUCAAGCUCGGACGCGUCUCGCGUAUUGCCAAACUCACGGACGAGCUUCUUUUCGAGACCCACAGAGGCCUUCCGCAAGUGAGAAACAACUACCCGAAAUUGGUGCGUGCCAUGCGGAAAAACGACCUGGCGUAUGCCAGCAAAGUGCUGAAGAAGCAGGUGUCCAAAUCCGCGGCCCAUCAACUCAAGGUGUCCUCCGAGGUGGAGAAUCUCCAGAAGGUUUUGCUGUUCUAUCAGCUCUGGUGCCACGGGCUCUUUCCAAAGGCCACGUUCCAAGACUGUCUCCAAAUGUUGCGGGGCCACAAAUCGGUGGCCAUGAGAGAGUACAGGAGAGGCUUGCUCAACAACGAGAUCCGCCGCUUGAAGGUGGAAAAGGGCAUCAUUGUGGAGGACCCUGAAAACGAGCCCGGGGACUCGGACGACGAAUUCUACGACCCAGCCAGCAACGGU
Metschnikowia bicuspidata var. bicuspidata NRRL YB-4993 is the source of this 483-nucleotide messenger RNA. It is a transcript of the gene CSM3, whose product is annotated as Csm3p. Gene Ontology annotation, cellular component: replication fork protection complex; nucleus. Lineage: Eukaryota; Fungi; Ascomycota; Pichiomycetes; Serinales; Metschnikowiaceae. Gene Ontology annotation, molecular function: DNA binding. The annotation marks the transcript as partial. The transcript has a single exon. Gene Ontology annotation, biological process: replication fork processing; replication fork arrest; DNA damage response. The record is from RefSeq and is a predicted model, not a curated record.